Chenopodium quinoa (quinoa) is the source of this 831-nucleotide messenger RNA. RefSeq names its product protein BUD31 homolog 2. The record is from RefSeq and is a predicted model, not a curated record. The transcript has 4 exons. Gene Ontology annotation, cellular component: nucleus; spliceosomal complex. Lineage: Eukaryota; Viridiplantae; Streptophyta; Magnoliopsida; Caryophyllales; Amaranthaceae. Gene Ontology annotation, biological process: mRNA splicing, via spliceosome. The coding region runs from base 162 to 599 and encodes 145 amino acids.
CAAACGCUACAGCUUGUGUAUAGUGUUAAGAGAUUGGAGCUUUUUCUCGAGCACUUCUCUUUUGCUUUCCUCCAUUGAAGCAGCUACUCUAAAUUCUCCGUUCAAGAGGCUACUCUGUGAGCUUUCUCUCUCUCCUCCAUUGAAGCAGCUUCUCAGUUGAGAUGCCGAAAGUGAAGACGAAUCGUGUGAAAUACCCAGAAGGUUGGGAAUUAAUUGAACCAACACUUCAGGAGCUAGAAUCUAAGAUGAGAGAAGCUCAAAUGGAUUCUCAUGAUGGAAAGAGAAAGUGUGAAACAUUGUGGCCAAUUUUCAAAAUUGCUCACCAGAAGAGUCGUUACAUUUAUGAUCUUUAUUAUAGAAGAAGUGAGAUUUCCAAAGAGCUCUAUGAGUUUUGUUUGGACCAAGGCUAUGCUGAUAGAAACCUUAUUGCUAAGUGGAAGAAGCCAGGAUAUGAGCGUCUGUGUUGCCUGCGUUGCAUACAACCACGAGACCAUAACUUUGGCACAACUUGUGUUUGUCGAGUGCCCAAGCAUCUGAGGGAGGAGAAAGUGGUAGAAUGCGUUCACUGUGGAUGUAGGGGUUGUGCUAGUGGGGAUUAAGCUGCAAUCCUAGGCUCUGGGAUGUUUAGCACUAUGUUGUAACUGUUUGCACAACCAAUGACUAAUUUUGCUAUCUUGAUAUAGCAUCAUGCUUUGAUUAUUUAGGUUAUGUCUAGUACAUCUAAGACAAAUUUAUCUGUGAAAGUGAUUUGUAAGGUAUGUCAUGACCUACCAAAAACUCAUCAAAACAAAUGGGAAUAUGAGAUAGUGAUUUGCACACAGGAUUUGGUAA